CACCACCGCAGCUCUUCCUCCUUUACCUUUCACUUUCUGCAGUGUCAUUCAACCGCGGAUCCAACGCUCUAACACGCACAACACUUCUAUCACUACGCUACUAAAAGGAUCCUGAAUAGAACCGUUGUAAUGGGAGUGACAGAAAAAUCACGAUUGAAGGAUGCUCUCGAAUACUUGCGGGAAGCUGAGAAGAACACCGAGAAGGGUUGGUUCAGGAACCCUGACUGGGAUAUCGCUGCCCAAUAUUUUGAGAAAGCGGGUCAGGCAUUCAAGGCUGGAAAGUCGUAUGAGCAAGCAAUCCAAGCUCUUAUCAAGGCCUCUGACGCCAUGGUUUCUUCUACAAGUCUGUUCAUGGCAGGACGUGCAAUGGAGGAUGCAGGCGGUAUUGCGAUCCAGAAUCUCGGUCAGCCAGAACGAGCUGCCGAUAUGUAUAAGCGUGCCAGCGACUUGUUCUUGCAGAGCAUGACGCCAGAUCGAGCUGCGGAGUUGCUAGAAAAGAGUGCCAAAGCGAUGGAGCCGAUCUCUGUUGACUCUGCGAUCGAAUCUUACAUUGGAGCCUGCGACAUUUACGAGAAUGAAGAUCGAGCUCGAUAUGCAGCCGACACCUUCAAAAGAACCAUUUCUUUGCUGGUCAAGCAUAAGCGCUUCGCGAAGGCGAUAGAGGUGCUGCAGAGACUGGGCAAUGUUCAUAAGGGUGCUUCCAACAAUACAGCAUACUACAAGACCCUUCUAAGCAUCAUUAUUGUGGAAUUGGCUGCAGGCGACGAGGUCAAUGCCGGAGCGCGCUUUCAGGAAUACUGCUCGUAAGUAUUGCCUUGACGUGACAAAUCCCUUUGUAGACCAUGGGAUGCCAAUCUCAUUAUCCAAAUACCUUGGUAUCGCUCUGACAUAGCGUGGAAGGUUUUGUCCAGUCUGAAGAAUCUGCCG
Gamsiella multidivaricata is the source of this 927-nucleotide messenger RNA. RefSeq lists its product as uncharacterized. NCBI's taxonomy places the organism in Eukaryota, Fungi, Mortierellomycota, Mortierellomycetes, Mortierellales, Mortierellaceae. The record is from RefSeq and is a predicted model, not a curated record. Gene Ontology annotation, molecular function: soluble NSF attachment protein activity; syntaxin binding. The coding region runs from base 130 to 807 and encodes 225 amino acids. Gene Ontology annotation, biological process: intracellular protein transport. The transcript has 6 exons. Gene Ontology annotation, cellular component: vacuolar membrane; SNARE complex.